UAGAUUGAAGAAUUUAGAACCAGCUUAUUACCGGCGCUACAGUCACGUCUGUUUGCUUUCAACUAUUUUUGUGUGUCGUGUUCUCAAAAAAUCAUUGUUCUGUACUUUUUCGGGUUUUUGGACAUAUCUUUCUUCUCUUUACAACUCAACUCUCAACAUAGACAAUGUCUACCAUACAAACUGCUCAAUACCCUUAUCAAAUGGCUUCAUCAGACCUUGGCAAGAACGUUCAAAGGAACGUUCAAACGAAAUUGGAAAGCUCCAAGAACUUUUUAAUGAAGACUCAGCAUAGAGCACAAUUUUAUUGGAGUGCAUUUGAAGCUACUAUGAAAGAAUUAUGGCAACAACAAGACUUUAGAUUAGCAUGCUACAUUUUUGGUAGCUUAACUGCCAUUCCUUUGGGUAUUUUCUUGGCUUUCAUUUCCGGCGUGAUGCUCUUCGCCACUGUCACCUCUACUUUCAUUUGGUCCUUCUUUGUCUUUUCCGCAAUCGCUGUUGGUCUUGUUGGUUUGUUGCCCGUUUUAUUCGGUUUCUUUGUAACAACCGUGAUUAUUAUGUCAGGUUAUUAUGCAUAUAAAUAUCUGAUGUCUUUUAGAAAACAAAACAAACUGCGAGCAAAGCAAAAUUAGGGUGAUUCUUGCCUUUCAUCAGUUCGUACAAAACUAUUCAAGAUCUAUUUGUCAAGACUCAAAAAAUAAAUCAAAAGCAUUAUGCAUAUGUC
Mycotypha africana is the source of this 721-nucleotide messenger RNA. RefSeq lists its product as uncharacterized. Lineage: Eukaryota; Fungi; Mucoromycota; Mucoromycetes; Mucorales; Mycotyphaceae. The record is from RefSeq and is a predicted model, not a curated record. The coding region runs from base 165 to 629 and encodes 154 amino acids. The transcript has 2 exons.